Polyodon spathula (Mississippi paddlefish) is the source of this 3192-nucleotide messenger RNA. RefSeq names its product serine/threonine-protein kinase 31-like. The record is from RefSeq and is a predicted model, not a curated record. Gene Ontology annotation, molecular function: protein kinase activity; ATP binding. The coding region runs from base 1 to 3057 and encodes 1018 amino acids. Gene Ontology annotation, biological process: protein phosphorylation. NCBI's taxonomy places the organism in Eukaryota, Metazoa, Chordata, Actinopteri, Acipenseriformes, Polyodontidae. The transcript is spliced from 24 exons.
AUGGGCCGUUGGGAGUGCAGGCAGGCGAACUGUCGGCUGCAGCCCCAGGCAGAGGAGCGAGCCGAGGCAACCGUGGAGCGACAUCUGGGCUACCAGGGGGAGCGGAGCAGGAGACCAGGUGACCUCCUGUGCCUGGUGGUUCGGCAUGGCAUCCUUGGGAGAGAAUCUGCAGUUAUGGUUGAAGCUGUUCCUGGUAAAGUUCAGCUGAUUGUUGGUACUCAUACAGAGGAUGCUGUUACCUUCUGGGCUCAGGUAAUAGAUCGGGAUGAAUUAAUCCUUGAUUUGACAAGUUCCCUCGCAAAGACUUGUCCACAGGCCAAAGGAGUUUAUGGAACUCCCAGUUCUCAAAAAAUAUAUGGUGGAUUGUUCUCUGAAGACAAGUGUUGGUAUAGGUGCAGUGUACAGUGGCAUGAAGAUGAAGAGUUCCGUGUGACAUAUGUUGACUAUGGGAAUUCUGAGAUUGUUAAUAGAUCAGCUCUUGUUGAACUGCCUGAGAAGUUUCAGUUUCCAGGUCUUGCAAGGAGGUACAAGCUCUGGGCUAUUCAUAUACCUGCUGACGGAGAGAAAGCAAAUACUGAGCAGGGAAAAGCAUAUCUACAUAAUGUAGUUUAUGAAAAACAGAUCAAAAUCCUGAUAAGGGGCACAAGCAAGGACAGCACCACGUUGGUUCAGGUUCUGCAAGGUGACAUGGACAUUGGAGAUGAAAUCGCCAGAAUGGGGUUUGCUAUAAAGGGUGACCCAGCCCACAGUGAUGAAGUGAGGCGUCUCAGUAGAAUUCUUCGGAGUCCUUCUAUCUUGUGGGCACGUAGAACUCUGGACGGAGGAAGCAGAGGUGAUAAAGUUCUGCAACAGGGAAUCAGACCAAAGUUACGCCCAGUCUUUCCUGACCAAAUACCUCCAGAUGUAAGGGAAAGAAGCACAACCUACCAAUUGCAGACAGAGAAUUUAUUGAGAAAGAAAAUAGCUAAAAUACCAGGAGAGAUUGAGAAGCUUGAUGCUGAGACAUGCACUGCUGUGCAGAACUCAGUGCUGCUAGAAUCUCAGCUGAAUGAACUAAAGCUUGAACUUCAGAAAGUUAAGGAAGAGUCUCAGCAACGACUGGAAGUUAGGAAAUGCACCGAAACACCAGUGGGGUCUAAACUGAAGGGUUUGGCAGAAAAGGUAGAGGUGCUACGCACUCUAAGACAGAGCAGCUCCAUGUGCAGUUUGGGGGAUGAUCUUUUAGAAGCGAUAGGAGUGGUUACUCAGGAUUGCAUAUCGCCGCCGGAGACCAUGGAGAAACUUACCACGGCUUGGACCAAAUACAGCCAGGCUCAAGAGAUGCUGCAGUCUUGCAAGAAUGAGGGUGAACUGGAACAGCUGAUUGCCAGACGCAAUGAAGUGAGAGAGGCUUUUUCUGCUGCAGUGGAUGAAUACCUCCUUGAAGUGGACGGGUUGUCCAUCACAGAGCGGAUGAAAACUCUUGAGGAAUUGGGGUCUGUCCUCUCUUCUGUUUUUGGAUCAUUCACAGUGGAAAAUGUUGGGGAAGAUGCAUUUGAACAAUUUUGUGACUGGAAGAAUAAUAAACAGGACGAGUUCAGUGGUGUCAGAAAUGAAACAGAUAAUUCCCUGAAGUCCCUGGGCAUGUGGUUUAGUAGCAUAAAAGAGUGUUUCAGUUUAAAGAGUGAAGCAUCUCUGUCUUCAAGCGACAUUGAUUGCAAUGUGGAUGCCCUUCUAGAGAAAGUUGAAAAGAGUGUUAACAAGGAGCUGGAGGUUUCUCUUGAAGAACAAGAUGACGAGGACUGUAAGAUUGUGUCAAAUGCCUUUUCCAAAGUGAUGCAGAAGAUACACCAAGAGCAGAAGCUUCUUUGUACUGUACAGGAAAAGUACAUUGAAAAUACUCAGUUUAAAAAGGAAAUGCACCAGUGGCAGAAUGGCACCCCAAAAGUGGAUGCACUGUUUUCGAUUCAAAAGGCAAUAAAAACCCUGAAAUCACAGCUACGGUGGAAACUGGUGGAGAAGAGCAGCUUGGAAGAAUCAGAUGAACCGGAUGACGCAGCAAUUCAGAAAAAAACAGACGAAAUAACAGAGACUAGAAACUCAAUAUUCCAAGAGGUUUGCCGCGAGAAGGAAGACUAUGAGAGACUUGGCAUCCUGGUCAAAAAGUGGUUCCCUGAGCUUCCUCUUCUGUACCCUGAGGCUCGGAUAUCACAAUAUAAUGAUUCAGAAGGACUUGUCACUAACAGCCUGGAGCGUGACCUGUUUGAUGCGAGGCCAAUGCGAGAGCUAAGUGGCAAAAGACCUUUAGUGCACACUGAAUUUCAAGGCCAGGAGGUUAUUCUAAAGGGUUAUUCUGUAGAUGCGGCUACAGAAGCAAAAGUAUUGGAGAGAGCAACCCAGUAUCACAAAGCCUGGUCUGGGUCCAAGGAACAUUGUGGAUUGCUUCCUGUACUCUUCCUGUUCUUUGGCAAGUUUGAUCCGCUUGUAUAUGUAAUGGUACCGUAUUGUCCAUUUGGAAGUUUGAGAACAGUUCAAGCGACUCACCCUUUUACUGCUUCUGAAGUUCCAAAAGUGAUGAAAGGAGUAGCAGCUGGACUACAAACACUGCAUAGUUCCAGUAUAACGCACGGAUCUCUGCACCCCAAUAAUGUGUUUGUCCUAAACCGUGAGCAAGGAGUCAUAGGGGACUUUGACUUCACAAAGACAGCAGAUCAGCGUUCCUCAACAACCUGGAUGGUGGCUGGAAACAUAAGUCUUGCUGCUCCAGAAUUGAAGGAUAGACAGACAACAUCCCCUUCUUCUGAUAUGUAUGCAUAUGGAUGUCUCCUGCUAUGGCUUAAUUUCCCAAACCACAAGUUUAAAAUGAAGGCAGAUGGGGUGCCGGAUACUGGUGAGCUGGACAUGGACCCUGAUCUUAGAAGCCUGCUCUCCAAGUUAUUAACCUACAAGGGCAGGUUAGUCUCGGCAGAAGUCCUGGCAGAGGGCUAUUUCCUGCACGCUGAUGCAGUUGCUGAAGCAGAGUGUACUGAUACCAUGAAACCAGGAGACAGCCACACAGAAGCCUCACAGGAUUGUUAAAAAGUGCUGCAAGGCUUGCACUUGAAAACAGAUUUUGUUGUUUGUUUUUUUUUCUUGGGGGUGAGAGUAUUAUGUUAUAUUCUUCAUCAGACAGACCUUGAUUCUAAUUUCUUUCAGCGUAACUAUGAAUGUUAC